Messenger RNA from Daphnia pulex (common water flea), 1760 nucleotides. Its product is annotated as ankyrin repeat and BTB/POZ domain-containing protein 1-like. Gene Ontology annotation, molecular function: protein binding. Gene Ontology annotation, cellular component: cytoplasm; ubiquitin ligase complex. Lineage: Eukaryota; Metazoa; Arthropoda; Branchiopoda; Diplostraca; Daphniidae. Bases 100 to 1560 code for a protein of 486 amino acids. The record is from RefSeq and is a predicted model, not a curated record. The transcript has 10 exons.
ACAGACGAUGUUUACUUUAGUCGGCACGUGAAAACUGAAAACCGAUUUGUAACUAUAAUUUAAGGACUUCUUAAAAACAUAUCUUCUAAUCGGUAUUACAUGGAUCUACGUGAACUAUUCCUCAGUUGUCGAUCCGGAAAUUUGAAAAAAAUUAAGUACCUAGUAGAACAGAAGGAAGUUGAUCUAAAUGUUCGAGACAGAUGGGAUAGCACGCCGCUGUACUAUGCAUGUUUAUGUGGUCAUGUUGAGCUAGCAGAAUAUCUAUUAGAUAAUGGAGCACUAUGUGAAGCACAAACAUUUGAUGGAGAACGCAUCCUCUAUGGUGCAUUGACAAAUGAAAUACGGAACAAGUUGAGGAACUACAAAGUCCUUUCAUCCCGAGUUGUAGUUCGUGAUGAGUAUGAAGAGUUUUUGAGGAAAUUGCUUGAUCUGGGAGAGCUUAGUGACUUCACCUUCAACAUUCAAGGGGAAUCAAUUGCUAUUCACCGUUUUAUUUUAGCUGCUAGAUCCCCAUAUUUCUGGGAAGCUUUCAAGGGAAAAUGGAGUUCUAAAAGAACAGUCAAGCUUCAAAAUAAAUUGGUUGAUCUGACUGCUUUCAAAUCAAUUAUUCAAUACUUGUAUAGUGGACGCCUUAAUACUCUCCUAGACGAAGUAGACGAAUGCAUGCGUUUAGCUAUGCAGUGUCGUCUUCCAUCUUUAAAGGAUCGUUUAGAAGAAGCCAGAAAGCGGUCAAUAGCAUUCGCCGAGACCAAACCGGGAACAAAGAUCAAAGUCCUCACACUUGAGUCGAAAGAAUUUCUAGAAGAGGUGCAACGUGAUUUGAGUCAGUUGGCCAAGCAAGCGAUGCCAUCUGAACUAAAUGUAAAACAUUCAUUUACUGAAAGUCCUUCACCACUACUCAAUCUGGUUGACGUUUGCUUCGUCGUUGAUGAUCAUCAAUUCCUAUGCCAUAAAGCUGCUUUUGUUGGGCGGAGCGAGUACUUCAGAGCUUUGUUUCGGGAUCAUUUUCGAGAGACUUCGCGCACUGACGUUUGCGACAAAGCGAUCAAACAAACAGAGGGGAUGGAAGGAAGGUCAGAAAUAGACCUUAUGACCCUACGUGAUGUAACACCAGAGGUGUUUGCGCAAGUGGUCUCAUACGUCUACUCUAACUGUGUUCAGCUCUCCGCCGAAACUGUCUACGAACUACUCAACAUUGGCGAGUUAUAUUUGAUGCCGGGCUUGAAGAAACUCUGCGCAAAUUUUUUGAUAAGCGCAAUCGAUUCUGAAAGUGUCAUCAGCCUUAUAAAAGUAUCUCGGACUUUCAAUCUACCUCGAAUCGAAGUCUUCUGUUAUGAAUUCAUAGCCAAGAAUGUCAAGGAAAUAGUGGACUCAGAACAUUUUCAUCAACUUAUUAUUGACGAUGCCUAUGGAGUAAAAGGCCGUCAAGAGAUGGAUUCAAUUGCGAUCAUCGAUGAUGUGCGUUAUCACAUUGAUUUGUUGCAUCAAAACUCGCAUGAAGCACACGAAAAACAUAAGAUGAUUGAUCGGCUGUUAACAAAUUUAAAUCUAGAAGCAUAAAAUGGGUUUUCUCUUUAAUGUUAAUUUAACUUGUUAAUUUAACUGAUGGUUUUCGAAAGACUUAACUUACAGUUCAAUUAAAUUUCAACACAUAUAUAGCAAUUAAACAUUAAUUGGGUGCAAUUAGGGAAAACAUCAUUUUUACAUUCAGCUGAACAAUGGCAUGUGCUCAUGGAAAAUAAAACAAAUAAUAUAAUCGA